UUGACAUUGCAGAACAGUUGCAAUAGAUGUGUGGAUUUGUUGAGAGAGAAGGACGUCAUCCCCGAAACAGGUUCAGAGGUCAAUCUACCUCCCAUGUCAGAUAAUUUAGUCUGUGAUCCAGAGGUGAUGUGUUGUACCCUGAACGUUCUACCCAACACACCCGCCCUCCUUCAGAAGGCCAGACUACCACUGGCUGUUCAUGUUCAACCAUUAAAAGACAUCCCCAAUGUGCCGGUAGUAAAGGUAGACACAAUAGUCAGAUGUAGACUUUGUCGCAUGUACAUCAAUCCCUACGUGGUGAUCAUAGACAGGCACAGGUGGAAAUGUUGCAUGUGCUCCAGGUUCAAUGACCUGCCAGAAGAUUUUUCGUAUGACGUGAAGCGCAAGGCUUACACAAAUGGAAGACACCGGAAUGAGAUGAACUCUUCUUCCUAUGAAGUUAUUGCCUCUCCUGAAUAUAUUGUUGGUAACUUAGCAGUGCCUGUCUACUUUUUUCUUCUGGAUGUGUCAUAUAAUGCUAUCGAGACAGGCUACCUGAUUUCACUGUGCCAAAGUGUGAUUGAGAAGUUGGAAUCCUUGAAAACACAUGAUAACGUGAUGGUGGGCGUUAUGACCUUCCACACAUCUGUUCACCUCUACAACAUCCAUCACCGAUAUACUAAACCUAUUGUCUAUAAACUGCCAGAUUUAGAAAAUCUGUUCAUACCUGCACCUGAUGGAUUAUUGGUCAAUUUAAAAACUUCCCAAAGCUUGUUUGUGGAUUUGCUGACAAACCUACCAUCCAUGCACAAGGACAACAAAGAGAUUGGUAGCUGUCUGGGACCUGCUCUGAAACUUGCCUAUGAAAUUUUGGCGCCAACGGGUGGUCGGGUGAGCAUCUUUCAAACGAAAAUUCCGGAUGUUGGAGAAGGAUCCCUAAAGUCCAGGGAGGAUCCAAAUAAGAGGGCUGGUGAGGUGGUGCAAAACCUGACGGCAGCCACAGACUUUUACAAGAAGGUAGCUCUCGAUGGAUCUUCAUCACAUGUGGCUUUUGACCUCUUUAUGCUCAACACUCAAUACGCUGAUCUGGCUACCCUAUCUGUUUUGUCACGUUACUCUGGCGGCUGCCUCUUCUACUUCCCCAACUACCACCUCACGUCCAAUCCUGUUGAAUCGAGCAGGUUCGACGAAACACUCGACAGGUACUUCUCGACGAACGUCGGUUUCGAGGCUGUCCUCAGAGUCAGAUGCACUCAAGGCCUCAGUCUUCAACUCUUUCAUGGAAAUGGAUUUGUGAGAUCUGUUGACCUGCUCUCCCUCUCCUCUGUUACUCCAGAUCUCUCUUACGCUGUUCAAAUUCAGAUGGAGGACUCCAUUGAAGACACCAAGGUCUGCAUACAGGCUGCCUUAUUGUACACCACCAAUCGAUUUGAACGUCGCAUACGAGUGCACACGAUCUGCCUGCCUGUAUCCACCUACCUAAGUGAUGUCUUUGCACAUGCCAACCAGAUGGCUAUCACGGCUCUCGUUGCUAAGAUGGCUGUCGACAGAUCUCUCAACAGUUCGGUUGCUGACGCCAGGGAAGCUUUGACAAAUGUGGCACUUGAUGCAUUGAAUGCCUAUGGGGAGAACCUUUCAAGUGGACAGAGGGGUGGACAGCUUCCUUGUCCUUUCUUCUUGAGGGCAUUACCGCUAUACAUCCUUGGACUUUUAAAAUCUAUUCCAUUUCGACUUGGGGUGAGCACAAAACUUGACGAUCGAGUUUUCAUGUUGGACCAGUUCAAGACACUUCCUUGGACGCACAUCAUCAAGUACAUUCAUCCAAACUUCUAUCCACUGCAUAAGCUAAACGAUAGGAAUGCCUUGUACGUAGAUGACAGGGUCAUCUGUCAGCCACCACUGCUCCCACUCUCGGCUGGAUGCAUGGACAGGCUGGGAAUCUACCUGCUCGAUGAUGGCUUCAACAUGUACCUCUGGUUGUCCAGCUCUGUCAGUCGGGCAUUCCUCAGGGAUGUUAUUGGAGUCCAGAAAUUUGGGGAUGUGCUCAGUGGAUUGUUUGAGUUUCCUCAUUUGGACAACGUAUGGUCAGAAAAUGUAAGGAACUUCAUAGAGUAUCUUCAAAGUACAAGAAGUACUUACUCUCCUGUUAUCUUAAUCAGGGAUGACCAAACAGAUCGUGUUAUGUUUUACGAACGUCUGCUGGAGGACAGGACGUCUGAUGUCUUGAACAUGUCUUACAUUGAAUUCAUAAGACACCUACACUCCUUAGUGACUUAUUAAUAUUUUUCAUUCGGCUAUUGGAUAUUUCUCAUUAUUAUUGUUAUUAUUUAUUGUCACAGUUGUUAAUUUUUUCGAAUAUUGCUGCUACCAUCGUUAUUAUUGCUUAUUUAUAUAUAAAAUCAAACGUAAUAUAAAUGAUGAAUGUUUGUAAUUUGAUAACUAUUUGUGAUUUGUUAAUGUAGGCUUUUUGUUGUGCGUAUGCGUUUGAUUCUAAAUUUGGUAUAAAUUAUUUAAUUUAUUUGUUUUUUGGACCUAUGGCGAUGAUGAUGUUUUGCAUUAUUCCGCACUUUUUAUUGAAGAAUUUUGUAUGUAGAAAGUCAGAUAAGUGCUAAAGAGUGCUGACUAACAUUUCUGUAAUUUUUAUUUCAUCUUGUUAACUGUUUUGCAUCUUAACACCGAUGGCGUAUUUGAGUUCGAAGAACGGUAAAAACUUUUAUUCGGCCAUUGUCUUUAGAAAAAUAAUUUUAGAUUGCCAGUUUGAGUCACUUAAACGUUUGUCAUUUUCUUUUCUCCCAGAAGUCCGAUGUCCUAAUCAGACGGUGGUCAUACUUAGAAAUCAAUAAUUAGGCGCAUGGUGAACUAUAAUGUUUACAUUAAUUUUAAGUUACCUUUUAAAAUUUUUUAACACCUUGUGC
This is a messenger RNA of Helobdella robusta, 2894 nucleotides long. RefSeq lists its product as hypothetical. Gene Ontology annotation, cellular component: COPII vesicle coat; endoplasmic reticulum exit site. The coding region runs from base 94 to 2259 and encodes 721 amino acids. The transcript is spliced from 17 exons. Gene Ontology annotation, molecular function: SNARE binding; zinc ion binding. The record is from RefSeq and is a predicted model, not a curated record. Gene Ontology annotation, biological process: endoplasmic reticulum to Golgi vesicle-mediated transport; COPII-coated vesicle cargo loading; intracellular protein transport. NCBI's taxonomy places the organism in Eukaryota, Metazoa, Annelida, Clitellata, Rhynchobdellida, Glossiphoniidae.